This is a messenger RNA of Apis laboriosa (Himalayan honeybee), 3677 nucleotides long. RefSeq lists its product as uncharacterized. The record is from RefSeq and is a predicted model, not a curated record. The transcript is spliced from 12 exons. Lineage: Eukaryota; Metazoa; Arthropoda; Insecta; Hymenoptera; Apidae. Bases 1220 to 2758 code for a protein of 512 amino acids. Gene Ontology annotation, molecular function: protein binding.
UCUUUCACGAUCCCCCCUCGAAUUUCGUCCCCUCGUUCUCUCGCCACCGCAUCUCCGAUCCUUCCAUUUCUCUCCUUCCGUUUCUCUCUCUCUCUCUCUCUCAAUCGUUCGCCCCAACCGUCCGCUUUCUCCUCUCGAUCCGUCAACGUUUCGUCCGUUUUUCGUCCUCCUCCUCCCCCCUCCCCUCCCCUCCCCCUCCUCUCUCCCCGAUUCGCGGCUAUUUUAUCGUUCCACACGCCGUUGUCGCCGACGCGAAUCGACCCGUUUCCUUCGUGAAAAAUGAGAGAUGCUCGCGAGCCGAGUUGAUCGCGUCCACGCACCGCAUCGCUCUCCCCGAAUCCGUCACGGGGAUCGUUGGUGCAAUGCGUUUUAUCGGAUCGUCGAACGAUAUCCAUGCCCACUCGUUCCCGUCUACAACCGAUAGAUCGUUCCUUCUUCCUCGAAAAAAAGGUUAUCCUCUCCCUCCUCCCGUUGGGAUUUCUUUUUUGUCCGAGAAGGGGCGAGAUCUUCUUCGUACGUACGUACGAAACGAAUGGAUGGAUGGAUCGAAGAGGAAAUAAGGCGGUUCGAUCUUUUCAUCCGAGUUUCGCUUCGCAUGUAUCCUCGAAUAUAUAUAUAUAUAUAUAUAUAUUUUCCCGUGCGAAUUCGCGGGGGAUUCGAAAGGAAAAUUGGGGAAACGGACGUUCUAUGUUCGUUUGCCGCGCCAACUGUUCGCAGUAACUUUAUCGUAACUUGGAUCGUUAGAUUCUACCAUUCCCAAUUGUUGCUGCUCCCUCGUCGCGAAUUUCGUCCCAAUUAUCGCGACAAAGAGGUGUUCAUCGAAAUUUCCUAUUAUUCCAGCCCCUUCUUCGACCCCUAAAAUUCGAUCGUUCGAACGGAUUCCUCGUCGACGAGAUACGGUUUCUUACGGCGAAUAGGGGAAUUGUGGAGCGCAACGCGACGCAACGCAACCGCGUCGGAAAAAAUCUCGUCGAGUAAUCGAAACUUUUACUUCCCUCGUUCCUUGGAUUUUUUUACCACAAAUAUUUGACGAGAAGAGGUAUAUAUCUUCGUUACAUCCAUGAUCACGAUUCGAAUGAAUUUUGGUCGACGCGUUACCCUGUCGACGGAGAGAUGCAAGUAUGUUUCGUCUGCAAGUUCUUGAGAGAAGUGGCCCCGCAAUAACGUGAGUGUGGUGUGGAAUGAAAGAAAAAGAAUGCAGCACGGUAGAGGAGGCUAGAUGAGCACCAAUUUUCAGAGAGGUGCAUCGUACGCGAAACGUCCAGCGAUUGUAGGAAAAAAACAAGACGGCGCAUCUCUGAAAGGAAAGAAAAGCGAUAAACACGUGUGCGAAAGAAUACGCGGUCCAUACCUGGUCCGCCAUUUUGGCGGCAUGGUCCUUUGGGCCACUAUACUAUUCCUACAAGGAGCUGGUUUCGUAGGCUCGGUAACAGGUAUUCCUGGUGUUCCGGAAAAUAUAACGGUGAUGUUCCUGAAUCCAACCUCCGUGCGCGUAUCUUGGAGCACCAGUCAGGUCGAACAAGUUGAAAAAUACGACGUCACGUACAAGCCAACGGAUGCCAGGAAAUACAACGACAGUUACAGGGUGGUGGCGGUGGUCGCGGGAAAUAGCGAGGCGGUCACGUUGAGCGGUCUGAGGGCUGACACGCAAUACCAACUCGUCGUCACUGCCGUCAGAGGUGGGAAAAAAUUUCGAAGUCGGCCGAUCGUCUUCCGCACGCUUGAGCCGCCGCGAACAUCCCCGCAACAGGAUGCAGCGGUGACCGGUGGCCCUCUUCCACCCCCUCCGCCUUCUUCUCAACAGCCGCAAGCUUACAUACAGGUCCGUGGCGUGGAAGUGGGCAUAGUCGUGUUGGUGUUGAUCUUUUGGGCGGGCGCGAUAGCGUUGUUCUUCAAUCGUUGGGGCAAGAUACGUAUGUUGUUGCCGUAUCAGCCCGAUUACAAGGAACAAUUGAAAGUUCCCGGGACCGGGGUGUGCGCAGCGGCGAACGCCGCGUACACGCAACAUCCCACUCAACACACCUGUUCUCAGCAUCUGCACUGGUCGAGCCAUCACGUGGACUCGUUGGACAGCGGAGGCGGUUUCGGAUGGGCAAGAACCUCGAGGCCGCGGGUGAACAGCGCCAUCGACGUGGCCGGCUUCCUAUCCCAGGAAUUUUUAAGACGGCACGGUUCCACGUCGAAAUUGUGCCGGAAGGUUCGCAGCGCGGAUAAUUUACCAUUAGCGUCCUCGAAUCGACAAGAUCAACGAAACUCGAAGGAGGAUGGGAUCGACGGGGACAAAGAGUCGUUCCUGAGAUCGACCCAGGAGGAGAAAUCCGAGGAUUUGGAAUCGAAGAGGCACAGUAGCUUGGAGAGUUGUCCCAAGGACAAUCCGGACAUCUCGUUGCUCGAUCCUAAUCAUCAACAACAAUCUUCCAGGGAUUCGCCGGUCACGUGUUCCUCGUCGUUGGUCGGCCGACGUUUCGGUGGAUGGAGAGCAGGCGGAAGUCACGAGUACGUUCGAUGCCCCGUGCGGCAACCCGCUUCCAUGGACGAGAGGUAUUGUCGGCGAUCCGGGGACACGGAUGCUCGGCCGGCUCGCUAUCACCAUUACCAUCGAAGGGGGGGGAUCGAACGACACUCGAAGAGCUGCGACUACGCGACGAAGCGUACGCCCGAAUCGAGCAUCGAGGUUCAACACUUCGGCCUGCCCAUACUGAGCGUGAGCGAGCCCAGCCCGCCGGACGAGAACGACCGCGUCGACGAUUAUUUGUAGGACUUGCUUGCCGAGGACUUCCUCAAGGAGCUCCUCGUAUGACCCUACCGCUCGUCCCUCCUACCCUAAUCUCGCCCAAAAUUUGUCCAAAAUUCCAACUUUGCGAAAGUCGGAUAAAUAAGGAAGGAAGAGAACUCGAAGGGGGCAGAGUUGCGAGCGUUAUGCGAUCGAUAUCUCGAACUCGUGCGAGAAGAAAGCCCUCGAGAAAGAAAAUCGAGUGUAUCGAUUCCAGACGAUCGUAUCCAACGUCAAUUUCGAUAUAUUCUUUCCCCCUCCCUCGAAGCGUUCCGAUUCGUUGAUUCGCCGGUGACAGAUCGAUAUUCGUUUCCAAGAUAUCGCGUAAUAGAUGUUUCGUGUGACAUUAUUCGGCACGAUACGGCGUACACUCUUUUUACUACUUUCCUUUUCGUAUUUCCUUGUUCUCUCUGAAUCCAUUUUUCCCACGUUUCGACCGCUCCUCUUCCUCGUGUUGUCGACCAGCCAUCUUUCGAAAAGAAAAUAAAGAUACGGAUAUGCUUGAAAAUUUCAUUCGCUCGAUUUAAUUUUUCACAAUUAAUAGGAGAGGAAGGAAAAAUCGAAUAUAUAUAUAUAUAUAUAUAUAUAUAUUGCAAGCGUGACGAAGCGUUUCACAUAUCAGACGAUAAUCGUAUAAUACGAUCGUGACAAAAACGAUCUAAAUUCCGAUAGAUAUUUCAAUCUCUUGUUUUCUCCCUUUUCAUUGUUACGAAAAAGAAUCGAUUGAUAUCCUAUUAGAAGGGUAUUGGCCGUUAUCGUUCGAUUUUAAACAAUGAGGUGUAUAUAGAGAAAAUAAAGGAGUGAAAUAAUUUUAAAUAAUUUUUAUCCGCGUUAUCGAGAUGUAUGAAUUUUUGAACGAUCGAUUUUAAGAGCUUUCAAAAUUUUACUUACGAUCUUAUAUAUA